This is a messenger RNA of Eucalyptus grandis, 759 nucleotides long. Its product is annotated as pentatricopeptide repeat-containing protein At1g31790. NCBI's taxonomy places the organism in Eukaryota, Viridiplantae, Streptophyta, Magnoliopsida, Myrtales, Myrtaceae. Gene Ontology annotation, biological process: RNA modification. Gene Ontology annotation, molecular function: RNA binding; protein binding. The record is from RefSeq and is a predicted model, not a curated record. Bases 1 to 759 code for a protein of 252 amino acids. The transcript has a single exon.
AUGGAUGGCCUUAGCGUGACUAUUUCGCCCGAUAUCUACAUUUCGUUGAUUAAGGAGUGCACGAAGAAUGGCGACUUAGCCGGAGCAUUAGAGCUCCAUAAACACAUCAGGCGUAGCGGGUUGAGACCCGGUUUGCAUUUGCUUAAUCGCUUCUUGCUAAUGUUCGUGUCCUGUGGUUGCUUGGUUAGUGCUCGCAAAGUGUUUGAGGGUGUGCUCCAGAGGGACGUCAGUUCUUGGGCUUUCUUGAUUGUUGGUUAUAUGGACAAGGGUGAGUAUGAGGAAGCUAUGACGCAGUUUGUGAGGAUGCUUUGCUGUAUCAAUGUGAGUGAAGUUCCUUUGUGGACAGUUGUGUGUAUAUUGAAGGCUUGUGUACAUUGUGCAUAUAAGGAUCUUGGUGAGCAACUUCAUGGUUGGUUAUUGAAGCAAGGUAGUGGGGGUGAGAAUCCCCUGCCUAGGUCGUUGAUUGAUUUCUAUGGGAAAUUCAAGUAUCCGGAAUGUGCUAACAUUAUCUUUCAGCAAUUGUCUAGCCACAAUUCCGCUAUCUGGAUGGCCAAACUUGCGUAUGACUACAGUGGACAUCAGUAUGAUACAGUCUUUAGUAACUUCAGGGAAAUUGAGACGGGGGGAAUUCAGAAGAGUAGAUCCAUGUUUUUGAGUGUUCUUAAGGCAUGUGGCAGAGUUAAAGAUGAUGGGCAAUGUGGUCGGCAGGUUCAUGCUAAAGCUAUUAAGGUUGGAGUAGAGUCAGAUGCGUUUGUGUAG